AGUAUUUCAUAAUAUGAUUUCAUAUUAUGUUGUUUUCCGAUGGAGCUUUUUUGUGGAAGAGGGUGGAAUGUGGAUUUAAAGAGUGGCGGAAAUCGUGGAAAAAGGCGGUACAGACGACAGCGGAAGAAGAAUUACUCGACUGGACUUGGAAUUUGGACUUUGUAUUAUGUAAACAUUUUAACCCUCUUUCAACGAGGUAAUUUCUUGCUUUUUAACCAAUUAAGUAUUAACGUGUUAAGACAAACGUAUUUCUGCCUUAAGACCACCAACUUACUAGUUUUAGUAGUUAAAAUUGUCAUAUCACUUGAUUGUUUCUUAGGUUUCUCUUUCAAAGUUUGAACCAAACUGUUUGUUUUCGUAAUGAUAAAACUUUGAUUUCAUUUCGCCGUUAUUUUCAUAAUUGUUCCCCUUUAUUUUGUACGAUCUCCUUUUAGUUUUCUUCUAGUUUCAUAGCGCCAUGCCUGAGGACGAAGAAACGACCAUCCGACUGCUCGAGCUAGACACGGAAAUACAAGACCUAGCAUCGGAUAUUAUGUCAGCUAAUACACUAGGAAUUUCGGCUUCUACGGACAUGUUGUUGGUACCUAUCUUCAAGACCCGUCUUUCACGUUUGGAUGAUAUAUUCGAUAAAUUUGAAUCACGAGUUUCAGAAGCAAAACUGUUGGCUGGCAAACUUUCUCGUGGCCUUGAUGAUUAUACGGAUAUGGUUGAAAAAUACCGAAAUAUGUAUUACGAUACUUUAGCACUGAACAUACCUUGUCGGACAGAUGAAGCCAAACACAGUAUAAAGUCAAGUAGAUCGAAUAAUUCUGGAAUUUCUUCAAGCAUAUUGCCCAAGUUGGAGUUCCCACAUUUUGACGGGGAUAUGGCAAUUUGGCCCUAUUUUAAAGACACUUUUGAAACGCUAAUUCAUACGAAUCCUGAAUUGGAUCCUGUACGUAAAUUCCUUUAUUUGACAUCGGUUUUGAAGGGCGAAGCUGCCGAAUUUAUAUCUUAUAUAGGGAUAACAGCAGCAGGAUAUUCUCUAGCUUGGGAAACUUUAGUUAAACGUUAUGACAACAAGCGUAUUCAAGGCAACAAUAUCUUGAUGAAAAUAUUUAAACAUAAACCAAUGAAUGAAACGCUGACAUCACUGGAAGAAUUUUCUUCAGUUUUUCUACCAAAUGUCCACAAUUUCAUUAAUCUGAAAUUGGACGAUCCUGUAUCUUUCAUUUUGUGUACAUUUGCGCUGCAGCUAAUGGAACCCUCUCUUCGUUUAUGUUUUGAGACUGAGUUUGACAGUACAGAAGCAUUGCCAAACAUCACCGACCUUUCAAACUUUGUACAUCGACAUUUGAUGCGACUACAAAUGAACGAUCUAAUGUUUGGCAAACAUUCAACAUCUGACGUGGAAGGAAAAAAUUCUCUGAAUAAUUCAAGGGAAUUUAAAUGUUGUCCAAUAUGCAGACAUGAACAUAGACUUAUGGAUUGUCCCACCUUCCUUGACAUGGAACCCCUUCAGCGAUUCAAAAAAGCAAAGUACUUGAAGCGAUGCUUGAAUUGUCUUUCAGCUGGACAUUCUAGCAAAAAUUGUUUCUCCAAAAACUCCUGUCGACAUUGCCAUCAACGACACCAUUCUCUUUUACAUCGGAGUAAACCUUUAUAAGUAAAACUAUCAUCUACCGUGAUAUUUUUUUUUAUCUGUUUACAUUACCGUAAGAACUUCCAUCAUUAUUUUCAUCAUUCUUUUUGUACUAGAUUGUAGUAACAAUUUAAUUUGUAAAUCUCUCUUUAGUUAAUUGGUAGUUUUAGCUUAAGUAAUAAUUUUGAGAGAUUGCCUUGUAACUUUAUCUGUGUAAUCUGUAUAAUUUACUUUUUUCUUUAGUUUAUUAUAAAUUUUGUAAACAAUUAUAUUUACAUUGUUUAUUUGAGCUUAUGUAUAAGCAAAGUUUUUCUGUUAUGUUUAUUACAAUCUGUUUUAUCAAA
Cimex lectularius (bed bug) is the source of this 1965-nucleotide messenger RNA. RefSeq lists its product as uncharacterized. Lineage: Eukaryota; Metazoa; Arthropoda; Insecta; Hemiptera; Cimicidae. Bases 458 to 1645 code for a protein of 395 amino acids. The record is from RefSeq and is a predicted model, not a curated record. The transcript is spliced from 2 exons.